GCAAAACCUAAACUUUAGGAACAAACCUCUCCUGACCUAAACAAUCUAUGUAUGAACUCCAAACAGACGUAGAUUGAUGUGAUCGGAAAUGGUCGUAUUUUUUGCUUAUGGGGCGAGAACCUUAGGAAAAAAGGCGUGUACCUAAUAUCAACGUUGGUCCGAAGCGAGGUGUAAAGAUUAACUCUGCUGAACCAAAUCUCAAUAAUAAUGUGUAGCAAUAAUUUUUCUGAGAGUGAUUUAUUUCACAUGGCUAAUUGUUUUGUGGCUAUCGAACGAAUGUCUCCAGAAUUUAUUGCAACAAAAUUAUUUAAUAUUCCUCCAUGCUUUGUUUCGCUGAAAAGAUUAGCCUCAGAGGAGAUAAGGCGAAUAGUGCAAACCAAAGUAUUUAGCAACAAUUCCAAAACUUUAGCAGCUGAAAGGAAGUCCACAUUUGCACCACAGCUGAAAAAAAAGAGAAGAAAAUGGGCCAAAUGUUAUACAUUUGGUAAGAAAAGGAGGCCACAAUAUAAUCAAAUCAAAAUUAUGGCUUCUAAGGAUUCUUUCUGUGAUGAAAAAAUAUUCGACACUCCCGAGUAUCCUUCUGUUUCUAAUGUCUCUUGUGACAAGCAAUAUCAAUCUGCUAGUACUAAAGCUAGUACAGGUACUAAUAUAACUAGUAUGACCACUGAAAGCUCUGACAAUGAUGAGGUGAUAAAGAGGAAAUUCGAAUUACAAUAUGGUCUAAUUAUACCAGAAUGCUAUGUUAAAUUAGAUGUACUAAGGCCUGAGAGAGAACAAUUCCUUUCUCAUUAUACACAAACCAGAUCAGGUUGUCAGUAUGAGAAAACCAUAUGUAAAAAAUUUGUAAAACGAACUAGACCGGUAGCAAUGAAAAAAGAAACCACACAUGUAAAAGCUGUAAAAAGGAAGAGAAGAAAGUGGUCCAAAACAUAUUUACCACAAAAGAAAAAACGUAAUCAAACCAAAAAGGCUUUGCUUCAAUGUAAAACCGACCUUAUGGCUUCCGAGGACAAUGAUAUUAAAAUGGAAAUAUUUAGUGAGAAUUCUGUACGCAGUAGUAAUGCAGAAUGUGUUAACAAAUGUACCAAAGAAUGUGAAUUGAAGAAUAAAUCUGAAGUUGUCAAUAAGGAUGAGUGCGUUAAGAAAUGUGAAGAACUCUGCAAGGACUCAGAAAAUGUUGAAAGAAAUAUUAGUGAAUUUAACAGCAAUACUGAGUUCAUCUUUAAUGUAAAUUCCUCUGGCAAGACAGGUUUUACACAAUUGAAGAAAGAAUCAGUACUUAAUGACCCUAUCGAUCAGUACACUAAAAGUGUACAUGACGAUGUUAGUUCGUGCCAUGAUGUGAACUCAAAUAUUGGUGAAAGUGAUAUUAGUGAUAUUGAAAACAAUACUGCGCUAAUUUGUAAUGGAAAUUCCAUUUGCAAAAUGGAUCCUACUGGAAAUGACAUUGAUUUGGAAGAUCCAAGUUACGAUCAUUCUGAUCAAACCAGCUGUGACGAUGAUAAUCAGGUAGAAACAGCUAUUGAUGAACCAGACAGAAAUGUUGAAUAUGUUAAAAAUACCGAAGAAUUUGUCACUGAUAUUAAAAUGGAAAUAUUUAGUGAGACACACAUCAGUGAUGCACAAUGUGCUACUAAAUCUACCAAAGAUUAUCAGAAAUUAAAAAUUCAAUCUGAAGUUGUUGGCCUUAUAGAUGAGUGCAUUAAUAAAUGUGAAGAAUUGUGCAAGACUGUGAAUUCAAAAAAUGUUGAAAGUGACAAUAUUAGUGAUUUAGACAUCAAGACUGAAUUAAUUUGUAAUGGAAAUUUCUCUUGCGAUACAGCUUCUACACAGGUACUGAAGAAAGAGCCAGAAGUUAUUGACCUUAUGGAUGAGUGCGUUAAUACAUGUGAAGAAUUUAAUUCCUACCAAAUCAUGGAUUCAAAAACUGUUGACAGCGAUAUUGGUGAAUUUGACAGCAAUACCGAGUUAGUUUGUAAUGGAAAUUCCGUUUGCAAUACAGAUUCAAUUCCGGAAUCGAAGAAAAAGUCAGAAGAUAUUGACCUUAUGAAUGAAUGUGUUAAUACAUGUGAAGAAUUUAGUUCGUACCAAAUCAUGGGCUCAAAAAACGUUGAUAAUGAUGAUAUCAGUGAUUUAGACAGCAAUGCUGUGUCAAUUUGUAAUGGAAAUUCCUGUCGCCAAACAGAUUCUUCAGUCUCACCUCAUUUAGAAACAUUUAAUGUGUUAAGUGAAAAUUUCAAUGAAGAAAAUUCUCAAUGUCUAAAGGAUCAAAAUAGUGCGGAAAAUGAGACACAAAUGUUGUUCAAUACUUCUGAGUAUGCUACCACUGAAGAUGAAUAUCCAUAUUCAAAACAAUAUCAACCUGGUUUUGGUGCAGAAAAAAAUGAUGAUAAUGACUACUAUUCAAGUGAUAAUAUUUGUUUAAUAAAUGUUCAAGAUAAUGAAGCAAUAGAAACUAGUUUGGAAACUCUCAUUAAAUAUAAUGUUGGAUGUUGUGAUCAAAAUAGUUCAUCGUUUUUAAAGAACUCAGAAAAUGGGACACAUGCAUUGCCCAGUACUGAAGAUUAUUCUAAUAAUUUUCUAUUAACAACUUACGAUGAAUGCUCAAACAACACCCAAAUGGAAAUUGAUGAAAAGGAAAAAUUAAGAAUAGAUGACAUAAAUGUUAUGUUUUCAAUGGGGCAGUAUUCCAACUAUAACAAAAGCAUUGAACAGCAAGGUAUUGACAUGUCACCAUUCUUGUCAUCGAAAAAUGACACUGAUGUCAAAUGUUUACAUACUGGCAAUGGGGAAACAUCCACACACCAACAUUCAGUGUGUCAGGACAGAAUAUCACAACCUGAAGAAAGCUUAGUUACCAAAAAUGAUAAUCAAGAGAUUCAAGAUCAGUUAGAAGGUUUUAAUAAAUCCACUGAAUAUGAUUACCAAGUGAAUUGUGUCUCUACUCUCAACUCUACUCUUCCAUUCGUUGAUGACAUUCCACUAGGAACGAUUCCUAACUUUCAAAAUUCAGACUGUAUUUCAUUAAAAAGGUCUAUUUUCCCAGCGGCGUCGAUGUGUUGUGAUUGUACUUCGAUACUUAAUUUUCAAGGCAACGAUGAGUAUGCUUGCCGAUUUAUUACGUUCAGGAAGUUUUUUUAUUACAACAACACCACAGCUUGUACAUUUUUUGGCUGUAAUGAUGAAAUAAAUAAGGAAGAAUUGGAUCUUCUAACUAAUGUGCCAUUACAAAAGAAAUCUAUAAGUUUCUAUGAGACAUUCCACAAAGGAAAAUAUAUAUUGCCUAAGUUUCUAGCCCUAUUGCAAGAGGAAGUUGAUCUAACUUUUGGUUUGCAGCCAAAAUAUCUCAGAAAGUUCACUGGAAACUAUAGAGAUCUUUGUGAUUCUUGCUCUACGACUGUCUUCAAUAGGCAUUGGGUGUGCAAAUAUUGUGCCUUUGUCGUUUGUUUACAUUGUUUCAAGGACUUUAAAUUAUGCCAAGAAAAUAAUAGAAGGUUUAAAUGCCAUUGGGACGUUUGUUCAGUCGGUGUUAUUCAUACUGUUAAAUUCUUUGUGCUAUGUGAAGUUAUUCCUCGAGCGUAUUUAAAUAAUUUAGAAGCCCGUUCAAAAUUAAUUAUGCCUUUGCUCUCUGGUAAAUCCAUUGAUUACUUCAAACUGUUCAGAAAUGUAAAUAACAUGUUCGGAGAAUGUUCUAAACCUGAUGUAAAUUUAUUACCAUUCACCGGCGGCAAUGUCGAGGCAGAAUUCAAAGCUGAGGACGUGACACCGGCAGACCUUGAAAUUGAUGAAGCCGAACUAAAUUUGAGUGGAGUUCCCUAUUCAUUGAUGUGCAACAAAAGAAUAAUACGACUCGAAGACCCUUCCCACCCCGGAAAUAAUAAAAUAUUCCAGAAAUAUUGGCGACUGGGGCUACCGAUUGUGUUCUCAGGUUUGGAAAAAAAGCUGAAAAAUAAUUUAUGGAAGCCAUCUACAUUCCUUAAAGAGAGUGCAGAAGAUGAUACGGUUGAGGUAAUAGACAGCCGCACUGGAAAAGCAUUCACACGAAAUGUAAAAAAAUUUUGGAAUGGAUUUUCAAACGAGCAAAAGAAAGAAAUAGAUGAAAAUGGACUCCCAUAUUCAUUUAAACUAAAAGAUUACCCUAGUACAUCUGAUCUGAAGGAUGUUUUCCCCAGAAGGUAUGCGGAUUUUGCUGAAAAUGCACCUAUGACUGCAUUUACACACAGACAUGGGAAUCUCAAUCUAGCCGACCACCUUCCUCCUGCUUAUGUACGACCAGAUUUGGGCCCAAAAUUAUAUGUAGCCUAUAGCACUCUAAAUAAGCUUAACAAAGAACACUCUUCCACAAAUUUACAUCUAGACCUUACUGAUGCUGUAAACAUAAUGACAUUUGCUAAGAGUAAAAGGAGCCAAAAAGAUUUUUCGAUAAUUCUGCACGAACUCGAAAAAUUAGAGGCUAUGGACGAUUACAUUAAAAGGGCUGAAUCAAUCCUAGCACAAGGGAAAAUAAAUAGUUUCAACGCUCACAAUUUAGGUGCCAUUUGGCAUAUAUUCCAUGCUAAGGAUACCCAGAAAAUUCGAGAACUUCUUAUAAAAGUUUCACAUGAAAGAAACAAACCAAUACUUCAAAGUCAAGAUCCAAUUCAUGAUCAAACUUGGUAUAUUGAUUAUGAGCUAAGGAAACGGUUAAAGGAAGAAUAUGGUGUGAUCGGUUACAAUAUUCUACAAUAUGUUGGUGAUGCUGUAUUUAUUCCAGCCGGUGCCACACACCAGGUGCGGAAUCUCAGGGACAGUAUUAAAAUCGCAUGUGAUUUUUUCUCUCCAGAAAAUGUACAUUCUACUAUAUCAUUAAUUGAUGAAUUUAGAAAUGUAGCAUUAGGCCAGAGUGGACAUGAAGAUAAGCUUCAAGUAAAGAAUACAUUAUUCCACACAGCAAAAGACUGCUUAUACGUAUUGGAGAAAGAAAUACUAAAAAUCUCCAAUGACUGUGAGACAAAUAAAUCUCAGCCAUAAAUAAGUAUUGACUAAAUAUCAACGGAGUCAGUAUUAUCUAAUGUUUAAGAAAUCAAAAAUGAGAUUGGCACUGAUAAAAUGUAUUUAUUUUAUGGAAAUUCAGUGUUAAAUGUUCUUUUAUCUUUAACUUCCACAAUUGAAAUAAUAAUAAUAUUAAUAAUAAUAAAAAGAAGAUAAACAGAAACUGUCAAUUAUUUAAAUUAUGAAAAGCAUUGUACAAACUAUUUAGAUUGUGAAACAAACAUUUGGUUUUCAAUGUGUACUCAGCUUUCUAAAUCAAUUCAAUAUAUAAAGAUUAAAGAUGUUUGUUAUUAAUUUUUCAAUCAGCAAAAAAUAAAUUGUUCUAUUACCUUUUUAUUUGUGAUGAUAGCCAACAAUACAAUUUAUGCAGUUACCAACAAUAUGACAUAAGGCAUCAUAAAAUAAGCCAUUAGCAUAAUUUGAGCCUGGUUGUGAUCACAUUGUUGACUGUCUGCCCUGUUUUUUUUCCGUAAGAGAAGUGUAUAUGUGAGAGAAAAUAAGAGAGGGAGAAAACUGUUUGUUUUUAUAUAUAAACUUAAGGUAGGCACUGAAUUUAAGAUUCAUAAUAAAGUUACCAGGGUUUCUAGUUUUAUAAAAUGUAUCAAAAGAUAUGUAAGGAACCUUAAACUAGUUCCUCUUACUUGAGUAUAUUAGUCAUUGUCAUUAAGUUUUUAUUUUGUGUGCCUUUAAUUAUCAUAGAGUUUACAAUCUCAAGUUUAUACAAUUGAUUUUUAAAUAAAAUGGUUUAUUAAAUGUUUUAAGUCAAUAAAGUAAUAUUUUGUGA
Molecule: messenger RNA, 5815 nt
Organism: Cimex lectularius (bed bug)
Lineage: Eukaryota; Metazoa; Arthropoda; Insecta; Hemiptera; Cimicidae
Product: lysine-specific demethylase 3B-like
Exons: 38
Coding region: 208-5010 (1600 amino acids)
Biological process (GO): regulation of transcription by RNA polymerase II
Cellular component (GO): histone deacetylase complex; chromatin
Molecular function (GO): transcription coregulator activity; chromatin DNA binding; histone H3K9 demethylase activity
Source: RefSeq, a predicted model, not a curated record